Messenger RNA from Boeremia exigua, 1658 nucleotides. RefSeq lists its product as uncharacterized. The record is from RefSeq and is a predicted model, not a curated record. NCBI's taxonomy places the organism in Eukaryota, Fungi, Ascomycota, Dothideomycetes, Pleosporales, Didymellaceae. Bases 171 to 1649 code for a protein of 492 amino acids. The transcript has a single exon.
GUCCUUCUUCGACCAGGACCCCAAGGCGAAGGUGCGCUGACCGCUGCUGACUCGUCUCGCUGCACUCACACCGUCUCCCACAGUUCAGAGGCAGAGGCCAAUGGACCCGCCCACGCAACGCCGCGCCCCACCCGCACAGUGACAGGGCCGUCGUGACGGGCCCGCCCAUCAUGCCGUCGACCCAGACGCGCACGAAGCUGAAGGCCUUCCAGCUCGACGAGUCGCUGGCCCUCGACCCCGACAAGGAGAACCGCCUGGACCGCACCGCCACGGCCGCCGCCACGCCCAAGACCUCCAAGGUCGCCCGAGACAUCGAGGACGCCUUCGAGACCCCGCGCCUGCCGCCGAAGAGGUCCUUCCCCCCGCCGUCGACGCCUGGCACGAGGCUGCCGCUGUCCGACCUGGUCGGCAACACCGACGACACCUCGCGCCAUGCCUCGCUCGCCGUGCUCUCGCCCGAGGAGCAGCUGUUCUGGCGCGGCUCACAGCCCGCCAACACCCCCGUGCCGCGCAAGAACCGCAAGCGCGCCCACAGCUCCUCGCCCGUUGCCCCGUCGCAGGACGACGCGCGGCUGAGCGCGCGCAAGCCCGGCCUGACCACGCCCCAGGCCGACCCUGCCACCGACCUCUGGUCGCGCUACACCAGCAAGAAGACGCCGACCGUCACCAGGAAGAGCGUGGCCUUUGCCCAUCUCAUCGACGAAUCGUCGCCACGCUCUGCUGCCGCCGCUGGUAGCGUCAACGGCCUGCGGCGCUGGGCGAGCUGUGGGGUCGAGUUCCCCGCAUCUUCCAAGAAGCGACGGAAGACGCACGCCGUCUUCCAGGCCGACCACGAGGACGACACCGAGGACCUCUUCGCCGCUGUGCCCAGCUCCGACAGCGUCAUGCAAGGGCACGCUUCGACGACGAAUCUCGCCAGCAUCGUGAAGCGCAUGAAGCAGUCCAUCUCGAAUUCGCAGGAGCAACCGCCGUCCAGCUCGUCGCCACUCCCUGAAAACGGGCAGCCUCUGCUUGGAUUCCCAGAGUCUCCGCUGAAGAGACAUUCCCCAAGACAAGCAAUCGAUGCGGACGCGUUCGACCUGCCACAGACCGACGAGUACAUGCCUGCCGACGACCUUGUCACCGAGGACCAGGAGCUUCCUGAAGAACGCAACGAGUCGCAGCUGCUCGAAGUCGAGCACGAGUCCUCCGCCUCGUCUGACGAUUUCGGCGAGGUCGACUUCGACACCGACAUGGCCGAGGCUGUAAAUGCUGGAACCCUGGCUACCGAGACGACGUCUUCGCGCGUGCAUCCCUCAGUACCAGUGGAGGAUGCACCUGUACCCGUUGCCGCGCCACCAGUGCCUGCCGAUAGUGAGGACGAUUUCGGGAUAGAAGACGAUGAUGACGUGUUCGCUGCAGAUCUUGAGCAGGCAGCGUCCUUUUUUGACGACCGACCGCUGGCAUCAUCAGCGCCUAAGGCUCCGCUUGAGGUGCCUUCCAAUGCUUCAGCUAUUCCCGUCAUCGACUUGGUUAAUGAUGAUUCUGAUGACUUUGGGGAUGACAUAGAUCCCGAUGAGUUUGCUGCCGCAGAAGUAGCAGCUACUCAAACGCCCGUAACGAACACUGUAUGUAGAACACGCGCCACCCGUAAUGAAAUGUAUAACUAAGUUUGUAAG